UAAAUUUUGUUUCCCUUCACUUCUGUCUUCCAUUUCAGCAAAAACAGAAAAAAAGAGGAAAAUGGCGUCGGUUUCUUUCCUUCAACUUCACGACCCGGAAGACGACGUCGUUAACCACCACCAGCAGCAGCAGCACCACGAGCAAACCCUAAACCUGGAUUCCCUACCUUAUUGGUCUCACGACAUCCACUUCUUCUCUUCGUCUUCCUCAGAUCCGGAUCUCCCUCACCAAGACGACGACGUUUCACUCCCCGAUUCCCUCAUUAUCAACGGCCCCGAUCUUUUCGACCGCCGCGAGAAUCAAGUCAAUUUCGUCAUCGAUCUCUUCCACCAACGCGUCGAGCAAUCUCAGGUGAUUUCCAAUAAUACCCCCAAUAACAACGGUAAUACUAUCGACAAUGAUGAUGACAUCAAUGCUGUUGAUUUGCCUUCUGAUUCGUUAAACGAAUCGGGUUUCGGUGUUAUUGAGGGAAGUCAUGAGCUAGAUUUAGGAUUAGUGUUAGGGUUUGAUUCUAUGGAUACUAAUGAGAUUGAUGUUAGCGGUGGCUACGACGACGAUGACGAUUUCUUCGUGGAAAGGAGGGUUUCCGGAUUGAGUGCUUGUGAGGCUGCUUCUAAUUUUAGUGGGGUUGAAAGGUUUGGGGAUAGCAUUCGGCUUGUGGGGUGUAGAUCCGAUUCGGAAGAGGAUGAAGAGAAUGGGGCCUUGGCUAUCGAUUUGAAUUCAGGGGAUGAUUAUGGAAUUGAUGAGCAUGUUAGUGAUGGUUAUGAUGUUGAUGCUGAUGAUGAUGAUGUAAGUGUUAGCAUUCCGCUUUGUUGGGAUUCGCUUCAGUUGGAGGAUCGUAGGGAUGCGGAUGAGGAUUUUGAGUGGGAGGAAGUGGAUGGCAGGGUUGAUGAGAGGGAAGUUUUAAGUGUGUUUGUUGAUGCUGAUGAUGAUGAGAACUCGGUUUCGCUUUCCAUUUCCCCUGUUAUUGCACCUGAAGAUGUGGUUAGUUUUGACAGGGCAGCUGGGUUGGGGAAUUUGGGGUGGGAGGUUCUGUUGAGUGCUAAUAAUUUGGAGACAAACCCUGAAAUGGAUGAGAAUGCUGAGCCAUUUUUUGCAGAUCGUGAUGACUAUAUCUAUACUGCAGAAUAUGAGAUGUUGUUUGGACAGUUUACUGAGAAUGAUAACGCGUACAUUGGAAGGCCUCCAGCUUCAAAAUAUGUAGUUGAGAAUCUUCCUUCUGUGGUUGUGACUCAGGAGGAUGAGGUGAAUGGUAAUGCGCUUUGUGCAGUUUGUAAGGAUGAGGCUAACCUUGGUGAAAAGAUGAAACAGUUGCCUUGUGCUCACCGCUACCAUGGAGAUUGCAUUAUACCCUGGCUAGGGAUAAGGAAUACCUGCCCUGUUUGUCGUCAUGAGUUGCCUACAGAUGAUGCGGACUAUGAAAGGAGGAGGUCCCUAGGAGCUAGUGGUGCACCCUAAUGGUAAUUAAUGGUCAAAUGUGAUUUUGAAGCUUUUUGUUGAGCACUAGGUUGUUAAGAAUGUAGAUAUUGUUGCUGGAGAGAGUGAAUAUGUCUUUGUGAGGAUCAUGUCAUUCUUCACAAUUUUAUAAGUAUUUUAUAUGUUCUUUUAACCUUUGUGUGGUAUAAGAAUGUCCAAUGACUGAAUUGUACCUUGAGGGUUUUUUGGUUGGAAUAAUUGUCCAUUAUUUAUGCAUUGA
Molecule: messenger RNA, 1697 nt
Organism: Theobroma umbraticum
Lineage: Eukaryota; Viridiplantae; Streptophyta; Magnoliopsida; Malvales; Malvaceae
Biological process (GO): protein ubiquitination
Cellular component (GO): cytoplasm
Molecular function (GO): ubiquitin protein ligase activity
Source: RefSeq, a predicted model, not a curated record